This is a messenger RNA of Prorocentrum cordatum, 2173 nucleotides long. Lineage: Eukaryota; Dinophyceae; Prorocentrales; Prorocentraceae. The record is from the annotation of a GenBank genome assembly.
GUACGUCACAGGGUAAUUUUCUCCGUCCUUCAACCGGACCUUGAAGUCGUCGUGGCAGCACGAUGGCCAACUUGUCCCUGAUUGCUUUCCUCUUUCUGCUGCUGCUGCUGCUGCUCCUCCCCCUCCUCCCUGCGUCGUUGUCGCUGUGCGCAGCAGUUUCGCUGGAACCACCUUUUGCGUAAGGGAGGUCUCCAAGUCGACUCUGUGUGGCUGCCAGCUGUCCAGCACCCCACCAGCAUGUUCAGCCCGCGCGCGAUGUUUCAAGAUGGUGAGGCGGCUCUCGCCGAGCAAGGGAAGUGCAAGGCGGUGUGCCCCGAGUCGGGCGGGCUCAGCUCGGUCCCCACGCGAUGCCCCACGGCAGAGCUGUGCGCCUUUGGCGACGACCAGGAUGCCGACGCGUUCGAGGAGAUUUUGGGCGCCACCGCCUCGCCGAAGGACGGCGACGAGCCCGCGCUCCUCGAGGCGGUGCUCCGCGAGACGGCCGCACUCGGAGACGGGCACCCCGGGAGGGGGCCUGCGACGCUGGCGCCGAGGGGGGCUCCUGCGCGAGCCGCAGCGCCACCGAGGGGUGCCCCCAGGCGCCUCCGGUCCGUGGCGUACUGGGAGCAGAAGGCCGCCGCCGCCCGGCAGGCGGCGAGCUCGCCCUGGGAGCUUGGCGUGAGGCAGCGCCGCCCGCGCCACGAGGAGCACCGAGCGAGUUCCUCCACUCGCAGAGUGCCUACUCGCAAGCGCCCGGAAAACACGUGUCUGAUUCGAUAUGAUUUCUCGUAGAUCCCCCGCGGCGGAUCCAGGCCAUUUGCGAGCAGUCACUGUGCGGGUAGUGGAACGCGCUCGUUCAGAGGAGGACCGCCUCGGUUUGGGGGCGGCUCCGAGGGCUCCGGCAGGAGGCGCCGGAAACGAAGGUGCUGCUGACAGCCCCAGCAGCUGGGCGGGCGCUGUCUCCAGGGAGUUGCGCCGUGGGGCCUGCGGGCAGUCGGCGCCGCCAGCCCCGCCGCCAGGGUCGCCCUCGGCAGCACUCGGGGCCGCUCUGAGGUCGCGUGGUCGGUCGUACUACCCGGCUGGGAGUCGCUAGGUGAGCAUGAAGAAUAUUGGCGGUGGACAGAACCCACACACUGACACGUCGAUUAGUGAAUUGUCUGUUGUCGGUUCUCGAAAACCCGCAUCGUGAGGAUGAGCGACUUUCUUAAUGUUGCCCUGGCAUCAUUGCCCCUUCGGCCCAUCCCUGGCCGCUUUCGGUGGCCAGCCUCGCUCGAAGCUCGUUAACGUGGCGCUCCAAGGUCCUUGCAUCGAAGAAGAAAGCUCGCCAUGAGCAGAAUUUGUCAGCGAUCCGCGCGGAAUUUAUGGAUCCGCGCUGGGAUCCUUCGCAGGCGCCUCUGGCGCCCUUCCUUUUGACUACACAAUCGCUGGCGAGCUCAGCCAGAGCCACUCGCCCGAGAGGCAUGCUGCGUCAGUUUCACGGUCCCGCGCCCGUGCCUGGCAGGCGCUGAGCGCUCUCUUCCUUGCCUGGGGGUCUUGGAUGCUCGUGCAGGCACUAAUUACCAGUCACGAUCGUGAGCGUGCGCGGAUGACGUUUUCGCAGCAGCCGAAGUGUCCAGCCCCGCGCGGGAGGGGGAGGACGAUGGCAGCGGCGGCCCCCCCCACCUCCGCCUCCCUCCUCGUCUGCCUCUCUCCUCGGCCCUCCUCCGCAUCACCUCUUCUCCUCAUCGCCUUCCUCUUGCUGCCCCGAGCAUGGGCAGGGUCGCCAGCGAGCGUCACUACGGUCAACUUACUGACUGCAUAAGAUGCUCGCGCACGGCGCCAAUGUGUCUCAUUUUUUUAUUUUGUACAUAGUUUAUUUCCAACCAUCCUGUGGUGUUGGGUUCUCGUUUUGGAGAGACAGUCCACGCCGGUGCCCACAACGCUGUACUCACGGUUGCAUAUGAUUGGGCCAUUUGCCAGGGAAGUCUUUUAUAGCGUUUGCCCCAAGCGCGGCGAAGGGGUUCAUGCCCGCCGUCUGCUGCUUCGCGGGAAGGAUCUGCAACGUCUGUUGCCUUAACAUGUUGCACCCGCGCUAGUGCCUCGCCACUGAAACGUGGCGACGACGCGUCGCGCACUUUCCUCUGCAUGCGGGGGCGCUUUGAGGCGGGCCGUCGGCCAGACUAUCACGAGGUGGGCUGAGGGCAGCGCAGGGAGG